UUGGGAUCAAGUAUGCUGCAUGGAGUGCUGGACUUUGUUGUUGUUGUUGUUUGGCUCUCUGGUUUGUGGGUGGGUGGAGUGUCAGCCACUGUCUAGACCGAAACCUCAGAUGCGAACCGGCUGCAGUACGGAGUACAACUUUUGCUUAGUUAGGUGCAGUACGAUAAACUUCUAUCACGUUCUUCACAGCUUGCAGGUGCAGGUGCAGGUGCAGGUUCAAAUACAGCUGAGCAGGGACCAGGGGGCCCGCUUCAAGCGCGGUUAACGACAUCCUAUUUUUCAGUCCCC
This is a messenger RNA of Aspergillus aculeatinus CBS 121060, 288 nucleotides long. RefSeq lists its product as uncharacterized. Lineage: Eukaryota; Fungi; Ascomycota; Eurotiomycetes; Eurotiales; Aspergillaceae. The record is from RefSeq and is a predicted model, not a curated record. The coding region runs from base 20 to 265 and encodes 81 amino acids. The transcript has a single exon.